AUGAACCGAAGAGUAAAGGAGGUACAAACCAACAUGUGGGGGCCAAAGCCAAGAUCUUCCUUCAUCAAACGCGAUCCAACAUUCAUCGUUCAUUCUUGUUUGAAAGGAGCUUCGACAUGGAUCCAACACGACGAAACAGAAACAGAUUUUACUGAUUCAAUUAACUCAACUCGAAUUUCACUCUCCGAUUGCUGUCAUCAUGAGCUUCUGAAUAGCUCAACGGAGGUCGCAGAUGGUUUACAGAAAACGCUAAGCAGAUCGAAGACAAAAAGCUUACCAAAUGAGUUUCUAGCGCGGUGGAUCUCCGGCGAGCUAAAGACUUUGCUCAAGGAAUGCUAUGAACUUAUGGCUUUGGUGAUGAAGCAAACGAGCUCAUGGAAUUGUGCAAUGAAUGUGGAGCUGUUGGAACUUUUGCAGGGCCUUAUUGCAAGGGAGUCUAGGACUUGGAUUGGCCAUGAAGUGGGGGUUGACUUUAGAUGUAGGAAUUUUAUGUCAUGAAUUUGUAAAAUUGUUAAUAAAAAAGUAGCAAAUUGCAUGAGUUAUGCAAUGAUUUUUAGAUGAUGAGCUAUGUAAUGAAUCAUGUAAUGAGCAAUGUGUAUAUUGAAUCAAUGUUUUGGAUUUUGGUUGUGAAAUGAAUGUUAUUUGUGAUUGAAAUUGAA
This is a messenger RNA of Lathyrus oleraceus (garden pea), 659 nucleotides long. RefSeq lists its product as uncharacterized. The record is from RefSeq and is a predicted model, not a curated record. Lineage: Eukaryota; Viridiplantae; Streptophyta; Magnoliopsida; Fabales; Fabaceae. Bases 1 to 498 code for a protein of 165 amino acids. The transcript has 3 exons.